This is a messenger RNA of Cephus cinctus (wheat stem sawfly), 8603 nucleotides long. RefSeq lists its product as uncharacterized. The coding region runs from base 1862 to 7582 and encodes 1906 amino acids. Lineage: Eukaryota; Metazoa; Arthropoda; Insecta; Hymenoptera; Cephidae. The record is from RefSeq and is a predicted model, not a curated record. Gene Ontology annotation, molecular function: cysteine-type deubiquitinase activity. Gene Ontology annotation, biological process: protein deubiquitination. The transcript has 9 exons.
CGCCCGGAGUCCUCGAGAUCUCGCUCUCCUCGCAGCUCGGUGAACGUAGGACGGCUAACCGUCUGACGUCACCGGGGUCUCAGAUCUAUCGGGUAGGGGACGUACUAGGUAGAUCUUGGUCCUCUAGUGCCACGAGGGUGGGGGCGGUUCGGCAGCACUCUGCAACUCGCUCUCUUCAGGUACGCUCGGCUCCUUGCGUGCUGGUACCGACAUAGUAGGCUUUCGACUAGCCCGACUCGUCCGGAUCAACGUUAUCUUUUGGGCCGCCGAGACGUUUUGUGCUUUUUUAAAGAAAAGUGUUGCGAUCUUUGUUGGGUGUACCUGAAAGUUUCGGAAUUUUUGAAAUUUUGAAUUUUCUUCACGCUAGUGUAAACGAGGGAUCCUUUCGCGGGUGAAAUUUGUGCUCGAAGGAAAAUUGUGACUCGAUGCGAAAAUUUUUAUUGGAUUAUUUAUAUUUUUUAUCAGUGCCUCUUGGAUACUCGUACGCUAACGCAGUGAUAAGUGAUAACGCACGUGGGCCGGGGAAAGUUGUGCCAGGUGAUUUUGAAUUUGUUACCGUCAUCUGUUCUUGUGCAUUUUGACUUUUUUUUUUGUCCGCGGUACCAGAAGUCACGGAAAUUGCCGUGCCGAGCUUGCUCCUGGUGAACUGCGGUACUGACCCCAAAAAAAGAAAAAUGAAUCCAGCGAUGGUCAAACCAGACCAACUAGAUUUUCACUUGGAGUCAUGUAAUCGUCCAGUAACCAGUUUCACGCUGUUCAAAUAACCAGGAAUAUAUUCGCUGUAUACGUUGCUGCCAAGCAAUUGAGCUUGAUACCAGAAGAUAAAGACGCAAGAGGAAGAAAAGUCGAAAUCGUCCAAGAUUGCAGCAUCUACGAUUCCUAAUCACUUUCAUCCUGUGUACGAUAAAAAAAAAAGUAUCCACUAAGAGUACCGCUAAGUCCCCAUUAAAAGACUCCCUAAAUUCGUCAUCACCCAAGUAAUCGAGUAGCAAUCAUCCAGGCGUGACAUUCCUUGUCAUCUCACGAGAUUCACUCUGAAUUUUUCCCACCGACGAUUAAUUCCGUCGAGGAAAAGUGACGAAGGUUUAGGAAAAAAAAAAAUAAAAUAAAAAAAAAAUAAAAUAAAAAAAAUCAAAAGCCAUAAUUUUCAAUCGCAAAGAUCCAGAAAUCAUCUCUCAGUACCAUCGAGUAUCCAGCAUCCCGGACUCAAAGAGAGCAAAAGAAGAACGAGCUCACUGAUAGUACUUGUCAUUACUACCAAGUGUAACAGUAAAAAAAAAAAAAGAAAGAUAAAGAAAGGCCCUAAAGAAAAAUGGCUUCUCGAUUAUCAUAAUGACCCGAAACGGCGUCUCGACGCUUUCGUGAGUACUACAAACACUGUUAUACAGCUUCCUGGUAGGGGUACACUAAGAAGGCCCACUGAGAGAGCAUACAGAGUGGGUCCGGUGGGUCCGGCAGGUAUACUCACGUAAAGUUACACUCGUAUGGAAGCGACAGGUACCUGCCUACUUACAGUGCGCAUCGCAGCGACAGUCUGCCAAUCGCGUACUUUACUACCAGGUCGCUUAGCAUAAUCCGAAGGAUCUCUUCGCGCCUCUCCUCCACGCUGCUUCAUUGGACUUCGAAGUUCGAAGAGCCGAGCGAAGCCGAUGGUCUCGCGGUGCGCAUGCGCACUGGCUACAUUCAGUGUCCCGAAGUAAAAGACACGAGACCAGCCAGCGGCUCGCAAGGGUUCGCGAUGUCGUCACUUGGAAACGGGCCUUGCUCUCGUGGACGUUGGAUUUAUGGAAAUUCGUCUAGCGCCCAUUCGUCACGUGGGUGAAUUUUCUAUUGGACGAGGAAGAAAAUAAAAAGGCUGAAAAUGUUGAAGUGGAUUAAGGUUAGGCAAGAUCCUUCGGGUCCGUCGACGGCGACGUCGUCGGGGACUGCGUUGGGAACGAUCGACGUCGUGGACGCCGACGCUGGUGCCAAAGCCGACGAGGGGGAUGACAGCGGGAUGGAGAGGGAGGAUUCGCCUGGAAUUGAUUUGAAUGACUUGAAAAAAGACCUGUUCUCGCAGCUGCAGUUUUCGCAAGAGAGCGCCCUGCCGCCCGACGCCCUGCGUCGCGCACUGGCCGAGAGCUUCCUCGAUCAGCAAAGAUUUCAACUGGGCUUCAUGGACGACGCGGCCGAAUGCUUCGAAAACAUUCUCCUGCGAAUUCAUCUCCACAUAGCGAGCGGCGAGGCUGAGGACAUGUGCAGCGCGCGUCACUGUGUACCGCAUCAAAAAUUUGCCAUGACUCUGGUCGAGCAGAGUGUAUGUGGUGCCUGCGGUGCCACGUCGGAGCCAUUGCCAUUUACACAGAUGGUACACUAUGUCUCGGCUUCAGCUCUGACCUCUCAGGCACGACAGACUCCACCGGCAUCCAGAUCCAGUCCGGAUCUCUUUGGACAGCUGCUACGAAGAGCUGGAGGAAUGGGAGAUAUUCGCGACUGUCCGAGUUCCUGUGGCGCCAAGAUUCAAAUUUGUCGGACAUUAAUGAACAGACCGGAAAUUGUUUCCGUGGGCGUCGUGUGGGACAGCGAACGACCAUCCUUGGAGCACAUAAUGGAUGUAUUCGCUACUGUGGGAACGUCUCUCAGGCUCAGUGACGUCUUCCACAGUGUGGUCGACUCCAGGUGGGGCACGUCGACUGUUCACAAUCUCGUCGGCGUUGUCACCUACUAUGGAAAGCAUUACUCCACGUUUUUCUUUCACACAAAGUUGAAGGUGUGGAUUUACUUCGACGACGCAACCGUGAAGGAAAUAGGUCCUCGUUGGGAACAGGUUGUCGAAAAGUGCAGGAGGGGACGCUAUCAACCUCUUCUUCUGCUUUACGCGACUCCUGGCGGGACGCCGGUGAACACUGAGAAUGCUCCUAAGAUAGUGACACCCUUUCCGAAUAGCAAUGGAUUGAAAACACCGCCCAAGGGUAACGUGCGAAGAUCAAUCACUCCCAGUCCGGAGAAACCGACUAUCAGUAAUAGUACAGCCAGGAGAGCAAUCACUCCCAAUCCUGAUAGUCCACCUCAUAUCUAUACGCAGCGGCGGAUCUACAGCGACUAUCAGAAUCUGACAGACAUACAGAACAACAUUUUUGGCAAUCAGGGUGUGGAUGUAGUCGACGGGGAGGCCGAAUCAAAAUACAUUAGCAGAAGAGCUGUGGAGAACGUGAUGCAGCAACAGAAGAAACAGCAGAUGCAGCUGACACGGAGUCUCAGUGCAGGAUCUACGCCACAGGAUGGAAUUAGUAUUCCGGAUCAUCUGAACGUUCCUCGAAGACGAGAUUCGGGAAACUGGUCUGGCGACCGCAACAGCGCCUCCUCAAGUUCCUCCACUACCAUGGAGAAUCCUUAUUUGUAUAUUGUCAAUAAGAUGCAGAGAAAUUCCGGAGUACCCAAGAGUCCUACCAGCAAAUCCGGAGAACUUUCCAGUAGCAGCAGUGGACACUACGAUGCCGGAUAUGAUUCCUACUCGUUAUCCUCUACGGAUAGUCUUCCUCUUCAGCAGGGCCUGAAGCACAAUCUCCAGCUUGCUCAGAUCCCGGAAGGCUAUCAACCUUCCUCGGGUGAGGACUGCGAGCGGCUAUGUAAGGAAACCGAUGCGCUGCUGGACAAGUCACGUGCCGCUGAGGAUGCCGGAGACCUAGGAACCGCUGUAGCACUUUGCAAUGCUGCAAGUAGCAAAGCUAGAGCCGCUAUGGAUGCACCCUAUAAUAAUCCUCAUACGAUUACCAUAGCGAGGAUGAAGCACAAUACGUGCGUUAUGAGGGCCAGGAGUCUGCACAGGAGGAUACUCCAGGAACAGGCUAUUGCCAAUGGCGAGAAAGAAGAUGGAGCACCCGAGGGACGGCACUCGCGAGAAAACAGCAAGUCCGGUCAGCAUUCCAGACAGAGCUCACGCGACAAAGGUAAUCACUCACGUCAGAACAGUAGGGAACUCUUGGUGAAUACACCAGCGGUAGUAGAUAAGCCAGCGGUAAAGAGUAUCGAGAUCUAUGCGACUCUGCCCAAGAAGAAGACUCUCAGGAGUAAAGCGACAGCCGUUAACGUCAUCGAGGACGAGGAGUACAUGCUGUACGAUCGACCCACUCAAAGGACCGGACUCUUUGGUCGCACCAAGAGAUGCGACGACGACAAGAAGGACAAGAAAAGAGCACGUAGUGAGGAACGUAACAAGAACGUUACCAAGGACUUUUCUAUAGCACCGACAAAACAAUCGCCAUUGGCAAAAACAACAAAAGUCGAGAAGCCUAAGGAAGUGGAAGCGACGGCUGUGAAGGUGCCACAGGCUAACGGGACUGCACAGACCACCGAUCAAAAACAGGGAAAGAAGCAACAUAAAAUCAGAAGGAAACUCCUGAUGGGUGGUCUGAUCAAGAGGAAGAAUAGAAGUAUGCCUGAUCUCAGAGAAGGUCAGGAUGGUCAAACUACAACCAGCUCCGAAAGUUCAUCAAACACUCUGCCAAAGCAGUCGAUCGAUGAUUCGAACGUGGGUCUCAAGGGUAACGAAGUGGGUCAGUCUUUGAGCGGAUACUUGUCGGAGGGUCAUUUAGAAUUUACCGGAAGUGGCGCUGGGAACGGAAACACUGGAAAUCCGAAUUUGGAGAGGAGCCGUCUAAUGAGGAAGAGCUUCCACGGCAGCGCUGGGAAGGUGUUGCACGUAGCGAAGGUGCCUCCACCUCCACCGCUCAGGACCACUUCUCAGCUUAGCAAGUCUAAGUGUCCUGGAGAAGUGCAUAACGAGCAGUCCGAGAAGACACUGUAUCCGCUACCCGACGUUAACGCCAGCAGCACCGCUCAGGAACAAAAUUCAAAUUACUGGAAUCACGGGAACUCUUCUAACGUGACCAGCAUGAAUGGUCAGUCUUCUAGAGGAUCAAACUACGCUGAUUACUCAUCGGAACCUCACUCCCUACCGUUCCUUCCUUCUUAUAACGUGGACCAGACACCAUCAGCUACAGGACAAGCGAACUAUAAUAACAAGCCUAGAAUUCAGGAUGACGUUGUUCAGUAUGCCAAUGGUAUCCUCUACGAACCUACCAUCGUAGUCACCAGAGCUGACGUGCACAGUGAACAGAGUCCUGUGAAGCAGCAAACACAACCUGAUUCUCUUCCUCCUUAUCCUGACAAUGGAACUGUCUCCCAUUCGAGACAACCCAGUGAGGAGUUUCCACCACCUCCAUAUCCAUCCACUAAUUCCGUUACUCAUUCGAGACAAGCUAGUGAAGAAUUUCCACCACCUCCACCGCCAAUAGAUGACACUCAGACUCCGGUUCAGGCUCCUGGCGAAGACUCGCAGUACAGUGCACAUGUCCAUAGGCAACAAUUGGAAGCUCAGCAGAUCAGUAGUCUACUCGCACAGUUGCAAUUAAAGAGGGAGCAGAUCCUGGCGUCCGAAUUCGCCGAUGGUAAAAGGGAGCAGGACGAGGGUGACAAGACAUCUGGUGAAACGUGGCUGAGAGAAUUGCAAGCUAAGCAAGCGGAAAGACGAAUGAAGAAACAAGGACCCGCGGAUCAUAACCAGGAUGCCGUGAAGUCCAGGUCUACGAUGAUGCCACCCCAAGGAUCUACCAUUGUCGCAAGAAGGACCAGUGACUUGAAGAUGAACAGCAUUGGCCAGGUACAGGAUGCUGGUAGGGAUGUUACUGAUUGUCCCAGGACGGUGAACUCCUCGUCGUCCGUCAAGGACAUGGCUGCCAGGUUCGAGCAGAUCAAACUUCAUCCUGCACCAAAAUCAGAAGGUGAUCCAAAACCCAUCAAGGCACUGCCUGCGAACAGUAACUCCUCAUCUCCAGUAAUGGAUACUCAAGAACUGGCACAAAGUGAACCUCUGAAACUGUCCAGUGAGAAUCUCGCAGCUUUCACAAAAUCUGAUAAUCAAUCUGGCCAAUCGGUACUCAACUCCAGCUUCGAGUCCAGCUCCAGUCAGAGCACCUUCAUCUCGACUGCUCCAGUAAUCGCUUCUACCUGUAGCCCGGAUGAUGGACUGAAUGCAGCAAUUCUAUCGAUGUCCUUGACACUUCCUCACGAGAAUGGACUUCCUGUGGAUUAUCCUGAAGACGAUAUAAGCGAGGUAGCCAUGCAGAACACUAUUCAAAAUACCACCAUCCUCCCAAACGAAGAGGAUAUUGCACCACGUAAGACAAAACGAAGAAUCGGCAAGAAGAAGAGCGUAUCGUUUUGCGAUCAGGUGGUACUAGUUGCGACAGCCGAGGACGAGGAAAAGGAUUCUUACAUUCCAAAUCCCAUCCUGGAGAGAGUCCUACGUUCCGCAAUGAACAAACCCGAGACGGCCCAGGUCUUACGUGAAAUCAGGAGCCUCCAGGAAGCCGAAUUGAAUCGCGAAAACGCCACACCAAAAUUUCAGCAACAUACUCUACCUCUAAAGAGCGAAGCAGACAGUAUGCCAGCAACGCCUUUCCAGGAUCAGCUCAGAAGCGUCAAUCCUGUUUCAAACCCGGAUACCGUCAGACCGGCUUUUGGACGACAAAAUUCCAAUGAAUCGGUCGGUUCCGUCCAGGACGCCAAGAAGCUCUACAGUCCCACCUACGUGGAAGCUCAGGACGUAGUGCGUGAAACGUAUCCAGUGGCUCAACAAAAUCUGAGCAAGUCACCCACCUCCUACUCGCCGCAACUUCAGCAACAAAUUCGUUACGCACAAAAUGGAUACUCGCAGUAUAUGCCAGCUCAGACCGGGUAUCCUCAGACACAAACGUCUCACCCUAGAAAUCAGGUAAUUCCUUUGUCCCAGACACAAAAACCCGCAAGUCCCUAUCCUACUCAGGUGCACAAUAUAAAUCAGUAUCCCCAGAAUGGAGUGCAACAACAGAAAGUAAAUUGUCCUAAGAACAGUUAUCAGACUUACUAUCAGAUAGAGCAACAGCACAAUCAGAUGAACAAGCAGAUGUCAGCACAGCAGCCUACUGGCCUGACCCAGAGGAUUCCAUCCCACAAUGCAAGUCCAAUAACGGUACAGCAUGUUCAGCAAUUUUCUUACCCAUCCAAUCAGUCACCUAAUCCUUAUCAGCAAUACUCCUCAUCUCCACAGAGUCAGUAUUCCCACAAUUCCUAUCAAGGCUACUCGUACCAAUCAGUUCCACAACAGAACAGAACGAGCCAGCCUUUACCACAGUACCAACCGCCGCCAAAUCCAGCAGCCACUUACCAGCAACAGCAGCAGCAGCAAACCGCACACAAUUAUCAGCAAAGGGUUGAGAACUAUCAGCGACCACCGCAGAAGACGGAACAACAGAAUGUUCUUGCGCCUAAUCAAACUUAUCCAAAUCCUUUGCAAAAUGGACAGAUACAAUCCAACAUGAAGUAUCCGACGUAUCAACAUCCGCCAGUGCCUAAGCAAACGAAGCAAGUACAUUUUCAAGCUGGCACGAAGGGCGCGACUACUGUGAGUCAAACAACGUCUUCCAUACAAAAAUCAGCGUCCGUGACGACAAUGCCGCGCUGUGCACCUUGUCACCUGUGCCGGAAGAAGCAGGUGCUGGAACCUGCGAUAUAUUGUACGGAUUGUGACUUCUACAUGUCCCGUUUCCGGCCGAAGAAUUAAAUAGAAUAAUGUAAUGAGUUGUUGAGGAAAUAUCAACAAAAGGUUUUACGUACCUAAUCAUACUUAGAGAUGCACGGUGUGAUAUGAAUAAUUAUCACCCAGGUAUGACUCGCUUUUUUAUAGUAUUAAUUAAGAGCUUAAGGCGUACCUUUAUAUUAUGAAACUCCUUCAUUGUGCAGCUAAUGAAAUGUAUCGUCGUGAAAAGAAUUGUUUUGACAGUUUAUGGAUUAUAUUCGUAUAUCUAUAGAUCGCGUUAAAUAUAUAUAUGUAUUUGAUCACGCGUUAACAAUUAUACUCGCUAUGAGAUAGAUUUAUCUGGCGACUAUUUAGCCAUCUUUAUUAUUAUUGUAUCCAUUUAUUUUUUUUUAAUGGCAAUCGUUUCGUCGUGCACUCUCGUUCAAAUGCUGCGGCCAUUUUGUCGUCGGGUACUCGUUGCGACGAGCAAUAAGAGUGUAUGAAUUAUUGACUGUAAAUGAUUUUUUUUUUUAUUAACGUUACUUUUUCUUACUUGUACAAAUGAGCGAUAGGGUAAGGCAUACUGUCAAAUUCUAUUGGAUUUUAUUAUUGUGAGAUCUGUUAGUUAUUAUAUUAGAUCGUCUUUUACUGAAGUCCUAAGUGCAAAUACCUGAUUUAUCUUUGUGACAGAACGCAUAGAGUUAUAUAGAAUUGUAUAGAGGAUUUAAUUUCAAUAUAGAUACAAGGAUGUCAGAAUUGUGAUACUAGCAAAGCUAUGUAGGUGACCGCGUUAAGUUAGAAUAUUGUAUGUUAAGUGUCGACGGAUAAAUGUCAAAAAUAUGUUUACAUUGGCAUGAAUGGAAUGAAGGUCUUUGAUCUCUGAGCAAGCGUGGAGUUUGUUAUAUGUUACUAGACGUUAAAGUUACAUAGUUAUGUAUUAUGUUAUGUAUUAUGAUCCAUGUGCUAGAUCGAUGUACAAACUUCCAAUUUUAUAUUUUUUUGUAUGAGUAUUUUGUUUUAGAAAUACUUUCGUCUAUACUACUAUUAAUAAAUUACUAUUCCGAAA